AGGGAGGUGCGGUGCCUAGAUUCAGGGAAUAAUACCACCCCCAACAACUCUUUCGCUCUCUAAACUUCUCUCUUGCUCUCUCUAAACCUCUCUCUCAAGCGUCGGCUGUGCUUUCUUUUCACUCUUGUCUGGUUUUGCUGGAGCCAUAUUUAGGUUUACCGACACAACACACUAGCGGAAACCCUCCGAGUUACUGUACCAUCUGUAACUCUCUCUUUGCUAUUGAGAUCUGGUUUCUUCGUAGGCGAAGUUCAGCGGAAGACAGAGAGAGAAAGGCGAAGAAAAGAGGGUCUUGGGUAUUUUGGUGCAAGUUGGGGGAAGGUGGGUAGAGUGAGAGAGGGGCAGCGUAUGUUGAGUUGCAGCGGAAGGAUCCCACGAUGCAGGGCUUGAGGCUGAGGUGGCCGAACAGGCCAUGGCUCUCUGGUUUUCUAUGAGGGAUCUUGUGUUGUUUCUUCUUUGUAUUGUGAAGGGCUGGGCUAGAGUGAGGAGAGAUUCUGGGCUUGUGAUCAGAAGCAGAGGUCGAUGGGGCAAAUGCGGUUGAUUCGGAGGAUCUCCAUUUGAGAGAGAGAUCCUCGCUGCUUUUAUAUCGAUUUUUUGGAUAUUUGGGGCUUCUUUGGUUGGUUUGGUCUCUGCAACUUCAUUACAAUGCAGCAAGAUCAGCGCAAGAAAAAUUCAGCUGAAGUGGAUUUCUUUUCAGAAUAUGGAGAUGCAAACAGAUAUAGGAUUCAGGCGGUCAUUGGGAAAGGGAGCUAUGGCGUUGUUUGCUCUGCGAUCGAUACUCACACAGGAGAGAAAGUGGCCAUUAAGAAGAUACAUGAUAUAUUUGAGCACAUCUCUGAUGCAACACGCAUUCUUCGUGAAAUCAAGCUGCUCAGGCUUCUGCGCCAUCCCGACAUUGUUGAAAUAAAGCACAUUAUGUUGCCACCCUCAAGAAGGGACUUCAAAGAUAUAUAUGUGGUGUUUGAGCUGAUGGAAUCGGAUCUCCACCAAGUCAUCAAGGCAAAUGAUGACCUGACGAGGGAACACUAUCAAUUCUUCCUGUACCAGCUCCUGCGUGCUUUGAAGUACAUGCAUACAGCAAACGUGUAUCAUCGAGAUUUAAAGCCGAAGAAUAUAUUGGCAAAUGCAGAUUGCAAACUUAAAAUUUGUGACUUUGGGUUAGCAAGGGUGGCAUUCAACGAUACUCCCACGACAAUCUUCUGGACUGAUUAUGUUGCAACUAGGUGGUACAGAGCUCCAGAGUUAUGUGGAUCUUUUUUCUCCAAGGUAAGAACAUUUUUUUUUUAAUAAUUCCAUUUAAAAUUAUUGGGAAAAUAAGAGCCAUGCAGUCCAGUAAUUAUCUAGUGUUGGCACCUUGUUGGUAUUUUGAAUGGGAAGUUGAUGACUGCUGCCUCUGUUUGAAACUGCAUUUAUCAUUAGGAAUUGAAACAGAUCUGAUUACAAAAUUGACAUGUGCAUGACAGUUUUUGUUUCUUUUAGGGUUUGUAUAAGUGAGUGUGGGGACUGUUCUCUGUUUAGGUGCUUGGUCAGUCACUUAAGAAUGUUAUGGGACAAACAGUUCUGAGUUUAAUGACAUGAUUGAGAGAUGAAUAUGGCUAGCGACAUAUGUAAUUCUGUAUUUAUCGACUUUUUUUAGUUGAUGUUCUAGAAUUAGCACAUUUUGCUAAUGCUUUUAUUUCAUUCUCUUAUGAUGUAGCUCUUGUAUACGUAAUUCGCCGUAAACUGUAUGUUGGAUUCUAAGGGCUUUGUGUUUGUUAGCAAUAGUAAUGUAGUUUUGUGUUUUUCUCCUGAACCAACUGUGCUGGGAGAUAACCUAUCUUGAAGCUAUGUGCCUGGUUCCUAGUAUACUGACAUCAGAAGGAAGUAAAAAAA
Molecule: messenger RNA, 1872 nt
Organism: Amborella trichopoda
Lineage: Eukaryota; Viridiplantae; Streptophyta; Magnoliopsida; Amborellales; Amborellaceae
Source: RefSeq, a predicted model, not a curated record